Papaver somniferum (opium poppy) is the source of this 1055-nucleotide messenger RNA. Its product is annotated as SKP1-like protein 1. Gene Ontology annotation, biological process: SCF-dependent proteasomal ubiquitin-dependent protein catabolic process. The record is from RefSeq and is a predicted model, not a curated record. Gene Ontology annotation, molecular function: cullin family protein binding. The transcript has a single exon. Gene Ontology annotation, cellular component: nucleus; cytoplasm. NCBI's taxonomy places the organism in Eukaryota, Viridiplantae, Streptophyta, Magnoliopsida, Ranunculales, Papaveraceae. Bases 391 to 867 code for a protein of 158 amino acids.
AAGAGAAAGUGAGAUAUGUUUGUAGGGAUCCUUUACUUUAACCCUAAAACUCACCAAGAGCUUGAGCCUCCAUUGUAGUUCUUCAUCUUAAGUAUAGAUCUCUUUGAUGUAGUUGUUAGGAUUUUCUACGACUACAAUAACAAUUAUAUCUUCCUAAACAAAUUUUGGUCCUCCUAUAGCAAACUCAUCAGUGUGAUUCCCAAUUAGCCUGAGUUUCUAGAAGGUCCGGUUUUAAUAGCUUUCCUAAUGUGAGUUGAACCAUUGUUUCAUCCAUCGCAUAUAAAUACGCACCACAUCCGUCUGAUUUUUCACAAUUCAUCAUCAACUCAAAGAGGUCCGCGCAUUCAACACUGUGUAUUUUGUUUAUCUAUCUAGCUCUUCAAAAUAAUCAUGUCGAAGAUGAUAUCAUUAAGAAGUUCGGAUGGCGAUAUUUUUGUAAUAGAGGAAACCGUCGCACAUCAAUCACUGACCAUUAAGCACAUGAUCGAAGAUGGUUGCGCUGAUGAUGCAAUCCCUUUGCAUAACGUAACUAGCAAAAUCUUGGAAAAGGUUAUCGAAUACUGCAACAAGCACGGCGAGAGCACUACUGCCGGCGGUGACUCAAUUAUUAGUAAGGCCGAUAAGGAGGCUUUGGAAAAGUGGGACAAGGAGUUUGUGAAAGUUGAUCAAGCAAUACUUUCCGGUCUAAUCAAGGCUGCAAAUUAUCUCAACAUAGAGAACUUGCUGGACUUGACAUGUAUUACAAUUGCAGACAUGAUAAGAGGUAAAACUGUAGAAGAGAUUCGAAAGACGUUCAACAUUAGGAACGACUUCACCCCUGAGGAAGAAGAAAAGGUUCGUCUCGAAAAUCAAUGGACUUUCAAUUAAGUGAAAAAAUCAGCAGCCGGACUACUUUUCCAUCUUUAUGUGUUUUUAUUUAUCUAUAUUUUCCUUUCCUAAGUAAGUGGUGCCAUACUGCACACCAGAUGUUCGAUAAAUUGCCUAAUAGAACAGAAUAGAGGUUAAAUGUUCGUAUAGCUUUCCUUACAUAUUUUUAUAUAAAUUGAUUGAAUUUA